This is a messenger RNA of Cyanistes caeruleus (blue tit), 605 nucleotides long. NCBI's taxonomy places the organism in Eukaryota, Metazoa, Chordata, Aves, Passeriformes, Paridae. The record is from RefSeq and is a predicted model, not a curated record.
CCACCAUGAUGGUCACUCACUACUUCCUGCCCGCCGAGGACGCGCCCCCGGACGACGAGGCCUCGGGGGUCCCGGACCACUCUCAGCUGCGGCGCCAGGAGCUGCAGCCGGGCACGGCGUACAAGUUCCGCGUGGCCGGGCUCAACGCCUGCGGCCGCGGCCCCUUCUCGGAGCUGUCGGCCUUCAAAACCUGCCUGCCCGGCUUCCCCGGGGCUCCCUGCGCCAUCAAAAUCAGCAAGGUGACCCCACACCCACGGCAGGGACCCCAGACCCACAGCGGGACCCCAGACCCAAACCUGACCCCAGACCCAAACCUGACCCCAGACCCAAACCUGACCCCCGACCCCGUCCCUGCCCGGCUUCCCGGGGGCUCCCUGCGCCAUCAAAAUCAGCAAGGUGACCCCAGACCCACGGCGGGACCCCAGACCCACAUCUGUAACCCAAACCUGACCCCAGACCCACAGCAGGGACCCCAGACCCAAACCUGACCCCAGACCCUGUCCCUGCCCGGCUUCCCCGGGGCUCCCUGCGCCAUCAAAAUCAGCAAGGUGACCCCAGACCCACAGCCUGACCCACAGCGGGACCCCAGACCCAAACCUGACCCC